CUCUGUUUCCGUUCAAUCUGACGUGUACGGAUGUUUUGUGACAGUGGUCUGCUCAGUAGCCCAAGGUUUCUCUUAUUUAACAGGAAUUUUAUACCAAGAUGUCAAAGAAGUCCAAGAAGAAGAAGAAGCAGAAGAAGGAGAAGGAGACAUAUAAGUUAUCUUUUUCCUCCAGUGAGCAGUCGUCACAGAAAGAAAGGGGCACCAAGAAACGCAGUAGUGCAGAGGGGAAGCACCAUGGCAGCUGUUCUGCAGAGGAGAAACGGGGGAGAGAGAAAAGAGUUAGCCACUCCACCCCAGGGAAUAGUGCAGCAGGAAGCAGUCACAAGAAAGACAGGGAUUUCAAAAAAGCUCUUUACAGACUGGAGAAAACAACCUCGCAGGGUGCAGCGGAGGGAAAACACGCCUGUCCUCUUGCAACCCUUCCUCAGGACAGCUCUGUGAGGAAGAGUUGCCCCAGCCAGGAUGGGUCGGCUGCCACCGGGGUCAAGAUCGCAGACAGGGUUUCUUCCAAACCAGUCAGCAGUCUGAGCGCGAAUAAGACCCAGUCCCAAAAUGUGGAGAAGAUCCCUACGUCCCAGGGAAGCUCCAGUAAGCCAUCCGACAAGAGCCCCUCCAAAACAGCCUCGAGCAGACUGACGACCAGUCCCAGGUCCCUCAUGGCCCAGCUGAAGGAGCAGAGGAAGACGCUGGUGAAAAGGAGGUCCAGACCUGAGGAGAAGCCUGGCAUUGGGAAGGACCACACCUCCCAAGGUAGGAGCUACCAGGACCCCCAACUGUCCCUGUCACUGGCUGAAGAGAUGAGGGAGAAGAGGAGGAAGCUAGUGAAGAGGAGAUGUGAAGAAGAAAAGGAGGAUGUUUUAAAGGCUAAACGGGACAAGAGUGGAGCAAAAUCCUUUAGUCUUCCCUCUAACAACAACAACAACACCACCACAAAGCAGUCCUCCACCUCUGCUAAAAACGCUACCUUUGAUAAAAUCUCAACCACAGCAAGACAUAGAUCUACCACCCAAAAGCAGGGGAAUGUCUCUGAUCUGUCCAAAACAUCAGCGACAUCUAAGUCCACGUGUGCCGAGGUACAGAUGCCGCUACCCAAACCUCAGCUGCCUCUCAAUUUUAAGAUCCCAAAGAAGUCCAAACUUGUGCCACUGCCAGUUAAUCGAGCCAUCUGGGGGGGUGACCAGGAGGAUGAUAACGACAAUAAGCCCAUCAGUGCUAGAGUGAAGGUGGUGUCUCCUGCUUCUAGGCUUUCUCACCAGACAGGAAGUGCGUCCAAACUUUGGACACCAAGGAGUGUGUCCAAACUUUGGACACCAAGGAGUGUGUCCAAAUCUUUGAACUCCAAAGACGGUGUGUCUGCUGCUGUGAACAGAAACAAGCAGCACAAAUGUGAAACGGUUCCAGAAUCUUCCAAAGUUUCUAAAGAAUUACGGCCCAGUUCAGCUCAAGAGAGGACAUCACCACCCUGUAACAUAACAACUUCCCCUGAAGACUAUAUAGAAGACUAUGAUAAUGACCAAGAGAUGCAGCUGGUGGAGGAGCUCCAUCUGGCCCGCAGUGAGAAGAGGCUGGAGCUGAAUGUGGUGGAGAUCUAUGGAGAACUCACCAGCAUGGACAUCGACCCAUCAGAGGAGGGUAUCACAUUCACACUCAGUAAAGAGGAGGAUCUUCAGCAGGAUCUGAUCGUUGUCCUGGACACCAACAUCCUUCUCAGUCACCUAGACUUUGUCAAGAAGAUGAGGUCACAUGGCCUUGGAGCUCUAGGUCUCCCCACAGUGCUCGUACCCUGGGUGGUACUACAGGAGCUAGACUCUCUGAAGAACAGGAAGAGGCUGUCCAGCUCUGUAGCCCACCUGGCCACACCUGCCGUUCAUUACAUCUACACCUGCCUGAAGAGCCAGGAGCCUCGACUCUGGGGCCAGUCCAUGCAGCAGGCCUCUCAGAGCAGCCAGGGACUCAAUGCUGAGAAUAAUGACGACAGAGUGCUGCAGUGCUGCCUGCAAUACCAGAGUCUUUACCCAGAGGGUGCUCUCAUCCUUUGCACUAAUGAUAAGAACCUGUGUAGUAAGGCCUUGCUGAGUGGGGUGAAGGCCUUCGGUAAGGCUGACCUGYUGGAGGUGGUAGACAGGCUCAAAACGCCUGGUGUCCACAACCUGACCCCCACCCAACCCCACACACAGACCCCUGUCAGCACACAGACACAAACCCUCAUCCGCACCCCGAGCCAGACCCGUGACCACCAGAAACCCAGCCCCUUCCCAGGCCGGCAGCAGAAGGAACAGAGCAGGAGCGAUGGAGGGAAAGAGAGAGAAAUGGAAGAGAAGAGAAAGAAGGCUACAGAAGAGGCCCGGGAGCUGAGCAGCUGUGUGUCAGUACUGGAGGACUGUCUGAAAGAAGCGCUGUCUCAGGUGCUGGAGAUUGAGAUGAAGGCAGCCUAUGAAGAACUGUGGACAGAGAUCGUAUAUCUGAAACCGCCCUGGACUCUUGAAGACCUUCUGCAGUGUUUCAAGAAACACUGGAUCUCUGUCUUUGGCAACAUCGUCCCUCGAAAUCUGCAGCAAUCCCUGGAAAACCUUCACAACUUCUUUUUCUCAGGUGAGAAACCAUGACAUCACUGUCAGAUUACAGCACUCUCAAAAUGCAAUCAAUAUCUCUCUUUGGGAACUACAAAUGUAAAUGAGCUGUUAUCUAGUGCAACACAUCUUUUCUCAGUUUCUGAGACUUAUGUUUUUGUUAUACAUUG
This is a messenger RNA of Salvelinus sp. IW2-2015, 2740 nucleotides long. It is a transcript of the gene swt1, whose product is annotated as SWT1 RNA endoribonuclease homolog. NCBI's taxonomy places the organism in Eukaryota, Metazoa, Chordata, Actinopteri, Salmoniformes, Salmonidae. Gene Ontology annotation, cellular component: nucleus. The record is from RefSeq and is a predicted model, not a curated record.